This is a messenger RNA of Acanthopagrus latus (yellowfin seabream), 2863 nucleotides long. RefSeq names its product glycoprotein (transmembrane) nmb (gene gpnmb). The record is from RefSeq and is a predicted model, not a curated record. NCBI's taxonomy places the organism in Eukaryota, Metazoa, Chordata, Actinopteri, Spariformes, Sparidae. Gene Ontology annotation, molecular function: integrin binding. Gene Ontology annotation, biological process: cell adhesion. The transcript has 12 exons. The coding region runs from base 466 to 2331 and encodes 621 amino acids.
GUUUUUAAGAUUUCAGAAUCAGCUCUGAGGGCCGAGCUCUCAAAGAAACAAAAAGUGUGGAGACAGUUCGCAUCACCAAACAUUAUUCACGUUGUCAAAAUAUGUCCGUAAUUAUUCCGUUAACAAAUAAACAUGGAUUAAUUAGCUGAAUCACCUCUGAUCAGGCCGGAGGGAGGCGGAGGCGCCGUGCGCACGUCUGCGCGCAAAACAUCCCUCAUGAGUUUCCUGCGCUCAGGAGACUAUAAUAAGCGAUGAGCUGCGUCUCGUUAGGAAACAUCACAUGUUCCUGCGCUCAGAUUAAAUUAUUGAACAUCAGGACAAGCGAGGGGGGAAAGUUCUGGGAGAGCUGCAGGAGCAGAGGGGACGAGAGGGACGAGCUCCGUCUGAGCAGAGAGAAUCUGGAUUUUUAUUUUUUAUCUUCAUUUUAUUUUUAAAGAUUUGUUGAGCAUUAUUUUUUUUUCUGAAAUGGGAGUCCUGCGGUGUGUGUCCGUGCUGGUGUGUGUCUGCUUCGUGUACCAGGCUGAAGGACGCAGAACAAUCAGCGACAUGUUCCCUCACAAACAUGCAGUGGGGAAAUUUCCCUUUCCAAUUCCCCCGAUCCCGGGCUGGGGCCCCGACACCAACCCGUGGGACGAUUACCUCUACCCUCCACUGAACCCAAAGCCCAGAGAGCUCACGCACCACCGAGGUAAACCCAAGGUUCGUCUGACCAGCGACAGUCCGGCCAUCAACGGCUCCUGCAUCACCUUCACUGCGAAGCUGGAGUACCCGCCGUGCCAGAAGGAGGACGCCAACGGGGAUCUUGUAUGGGAUGAGCACUGCCCGGAUGGUAUGGAGCUGGAGGCCUCAGCCAACGGACAGCUGCAGUCUGGCUACGUCUACAACUGGACUUCCUGGAUUGAAGACUACGGCUUUGGAAAGUGUAUGGACAUAAAGAAAUGCAACGUGUUUCCUGAUGGGAAGCCGUUCCCUCAGAGCAACGACUGGAGACGCAAGAGCUACGUCUACGUGUGGCACACGAUGGGUCAGUAUUAUGAGACAUGCGACGGUUCCUCCUCCAGUGUGACCAUCAACACCACCAACAUCCCCCUGGGGGCCGAGGUCAUGGAGGUCAUGGUGUACAGGAAGCGUGAGCGCAGGAAGUACAGCCCCCUCACCACUGAUAACGGUGUCUUCUACGUCACAGAUAAGAUCCCUGUGGCUGUCAACAUCUCCCAGAAGGCCGCGGUCAACCAGUCUGACAAUGUUUUCUUUCGUGGCGAGGACGUGGUCUUCAAAGUCCAGCUCCAUGAUCCCAGCGGCUACCUCAAAACCGCCGCCUCCAUCGACUACAUCUGGGACUUCAGAGAUGGCAACCAGCUGGUGACACACCGCGAUGUGACCACACACACUUACAGCCGGCUGGGGCGCAUGAGUGUGAUGCUGGUGGUGGAGGCAGCGUUCCCCAUUGAGUGUCCGCCAACGGCUGUCCCCCCGACUCAGAGGAGCUCCACGGCCCCGCCUCCCACAGAGGUUCCCACUCACGCUGUGACUAUCAAGAUGGAGACCAAACCGACUACACCCGCCGCCACCCGCCAGCCCCUCCCCUCUUCUACUCCCGUUGCCAUGACGUCAGGCCUGCCCACCACGGAGCCCCUUCCCCCGACCGUCGCCAGUGCGAGCCCAACCGCCAUGGCCUGGCUCCGCACCAGGCGCCUCAAGACCAACCAGUGCUUCCGCUACGUCCAUGGCACCUUUGCGGGCAACAUCACCAUUAUCGAGCCCAGCCACACUCUGGAGAGCCGGCCAAACAGUCGCAUUGUGGACGUGUCGACUUCCAGAGUGACCAACAACGACAUCAGCUUCCGGGUGAAGUGUCUGGGCAACACCCCCACCUCAGCCUGCACCAUCGUGUCGGACGCCAGCUGCACUCAGGUGCGUAACAUCAUGUGCGAUGACGUUCCUCCAUCGUCAGAGUGCGAGGUGCAUCUCAGGCGAACGUUUGUGGAGCCCGGCACCUACUGCGUCAACAUCACCCUGGAGGACUCCAGCAGCAUGGCCCUGACCAGCACCACUGUCACCAUCAACAAGUCCCAGGAUGCACCUGUGUCUAAGACGUCUCACGCUGCAGAGGUGGUGCUGUCCUCCACCGCCGUGCUGGUGGCUGUCUUUGCGUUCAUCGCCUAUCUGGUCUGCAGGAGGUACAAGGUGUACCGACCCAUUCGCAGGCCGCUGGUGGAGGACGCCUGCGACCGUGCCGGGGUCAGAGGUCGGAUGGUCCGCAUGAGGGAGGCGCUGUUCCCCUCCAGCGAGGAGAGCCAUCACCUGCUGACUGACCGACGCCCCCUGUAGGCUUCGCUGAGCUACGCCAAAGCAUUUCUGCCUGUUAGUAGUGAAAUCACCAGAGAUACUGAUGACUGACAUGCAGAUCUAAUCGUGUAAUGAAAAGGCAGCAGGAAGACAUUUGUAUCUGCUGAGAAGUAAAUAAUACUGCUAUCCUGUUUGUGUCUUUAGGUUAGUUGUUAAAAGAGUGUUGGCUUCAGCAAAUGGCUAACGCUGCAGCAGAGUGUGCCAGGCGGCUGAACGAGGCGCUGCUCCCUCGGCUCUCCUUCCACUUGUUCAUUAUCGGAUGAAGUAGUUGCUAGGAGAUUAAUUAUUUUCUGAUUUGUGCAGAUUUUGAGCUGAGAUCUGCUUCUCAGCACUGUGUCUUAUACUGUCAUAAUAAUAAUCACUAGUUCAGUAAGAAAUCCUUGAGAUGGUUUUCCACAUGAUUCUCUCUCAGCUGUUUGAAACACAAAGGAUGAUUUUAAACUGUCCGACCCAAAAAAGCUAAUUCAAGUAUUCUAAUAAAGGUUGUGAACUAACCGUUCGUCUCCUGAAGACA